Juglans regia (Persian walnut) is the source of this 2748-nucleotide messenger RNA. RefSeq names its product ubiquitin carboxyl-terminal hydrolase MINDY-3-like. Bases 490 to 2322 code for a protein of 610 amino acids. Gene Ontology annotation, biological process: protein K48-linked deubiquitination. The record is from RefSeq and is a predicted model, not a curated record. Gene Ontology annotation, molecular function: K48-linked deubiquitinase activity; cysteine-type deubiquitinase activity. NCBI's taxonomy places the organism in Eukaryota, Viridiplantae, Streptophyta, Magnoliopsida, Fagales, Juglandaceae. The transcript has 7 exons.
CCAGCAACACCUUGUCAAGGCUCGUUAAUUUCUUCGAACUCCGGCGUUCACCGGCAAAGAUUCUUUCCGACCGGUUUCCUCUCUGUGAAAGGAAAGUAUCGCCUGUAAUUACAGUCCACCCGUUGAAUACCUAAACUACCCUUCAUAUUUGUGCCGCCAACGAAACUUUUUACGGGGCCACAACCGCCAUUCCAUUAUCUGCCCCUGUGCUAAUGCAUCGCGACGGGCAUACGAGAGCCCCUGGAACUUGCUCCCCUCUUUUAAGUACUCCAUUUCGUUCGUCGUCGUCGUCUUCUUCUUCUUCUCCUCCUUCUCUUUUGCCUGCAAGCAAGCCCUUUGUACUACUCUUCGUACAACUCGUUCGGUUCUUGUUGAGCAGCGAUUCGAUGAUGGAUUUUUAUGUGGAAUUGUUUUGAAUUCCCGGAGAAGCCCUAGUUUUGACAAUUCAUUUCGGUUUACAUUGGUUUCGGAUCUGUGAGGAGGGUUUCAAUGGCUGAUCAGGAAGAGGAGGACCUGCGAAUGGCCAUGAGGAUGAGUAUGCAGUACUCUCCGCCUGAGCCGAAGCGGAGCAAACCCAGGGACGCCCCAGUGGGAGCUCCGGAUGGCUUGUCGAAGGAGUCACCGGAGGCAAAGAGCCGGCGGAUGAAGCGGGAGCUCAUGGCCACAGCCGCAGAGAAGCGAAUGCUUGCAUCCAGGAUCGCCACCCCCUCGGUGGGCUUGGGUUCGGCAUCGAAGAUUGAGAAGAAAGAGAAUGAAUUGGGUGCGGAGGGUGUCUGUUCGGGGAGGGAGCUAUCAGAGAACGAGGCAAAGCAGUUAUUUUCAAUGGUGUUUGGGAGUGAGGCUUCGAAGGACAUUCUUGCACAAUGGACUAAUCAAGGAAUAAGGUUUAGUCCUGAUCCCGAAACAUCUAUGGGACUAGUGCAGCAUGAAGGUGGGCCCUGUGGCGUCUUAGCAGCUAUACAAGCAUAUGUUCUCAAAUACAUCCUUUUCUUCCCAAAUGAAUUAGGUAAUGUUCCACCAGGCAUGACACAGAACUUUGGUUCAAGGAGAUUGUCUGAAAGCCAAUGUGUUGCAUCAAAUAAUUUUCCUUCUCUUUCUGAAGAUGCAAAAGCAAGGGCCCUGGUUAGAAGUAUGGGCGAGAUAUUGUUUUUGUGCGGAGAUAAUAAAAGUAUUUCUGUAGCAAGUUUGACUGUCAUAACCCACAACGUUCAGAGGUCUGAAGACGGCUUAAAGGAAGAGAUCAUUGCUAAAGCACUUGAAGGUCUGUCAAUUGAAUCGGCUUCUGACUUGAAGAAAAUUUUAAGAGUUGACGCAUGCACAUCGCAAGCAAGUGCAUUUCUGAGGCUCCAGAAAAUGAUCCCGCUUUUCAAAAGUCGUAUGGGAGCGAUGCUAUUUCUUAUUUCCGCUUUACUUUCUCGAGGACUGGACUUUGUUCAAGCUGACAGGGAUGAUCCCAGCCUACCUUUAGUAACUGCUCCAUUUGGGCACGCCUCUCAGGAAAUUGUAAACCUACUGCUCUGCGGGCAGGCUGUUCCUAAUGUGUUUGAUGGGAAGAUGGACUUGGGUGGUGACAUGUUCCUAAAGGGCAUAUCCAGAAAUGUGGAGGUUGGAUUCCUCACUCUGCUUGAAUCCCUCAAUUUCUGUAAGGUUGGUCAGUAUUUGAAAUGCCCAAAAUGGCCGAUAUGGGUUGUUGGGAGUGAGUCCCAUUAUACAGUCCUAUUUGCUCUUGAUACCACUGUUCAAGAUGAGAAUGAACUGGAAGAAAGGGAAUCACAGAUUCGGAAAGCUUUCGAUGCUCAAGAUCAGAGUGGAGGUGGUGGCUUUAUUAGUGUGGAAGGCUUCCAUCAAGUUCUCAGGGACACCAAUAUCAAACUACCCCCUGAGAAGGUUGAUCACCUUUGCAACACAGGUUUUAUUGUAUGGAGUGAAUUCUGGCAGGUUAUUCUAGAUUUGGACCAGAGCUUGGGUGGUCUGAAGGAUUCAUCUGGAUUGAUGGGUAAGAAGGUGUUUGAUCUUUACCAUUUUAAUGGGAUUGCAAAAUCAGAUUUGAAUGGAAGCCACUUAACGUCUGGAGGCGAGACUCCCGUGCAAAGACCAAGGCUUACAAAAUUGAGGGUUUCGGUACCCCCAAGGUGGACACCUGAGGAAUUCAUGGCCGACGUACCUGUGUCCUCUGCUUCAGGUGGAAAUGAAUCCAGUGGGAAAGAUGCUGAAGUGGCUAAACCAGAGCCUUCUCAGCAUGCACCUUUGGCAGACUGCAUUAGAACGCGCUGGCCCCGAGCCGUUUGCAAUUGGGUGGGGGAUCCCCCUAGUAUCGUCUAAUGGUUUAUCAAUUCUGUCCUGCGUCCUUAGUUGUGGGAAUCAUAGACAGCAGCAUGAAUAGAAAAGCAUGCACAGAUUAAGUGAGGAGAAAUUUUCUUGUUUCGACUGGUUUUUGUCAGUCUCAAGUAUGCCCAUAGCUGUCUCACUCUCAAUUAGAUCAUGAUAUGUCAACACUACCAAGUGGAAGGAAUGGUGAUAUUUAUUGUCACUAAGAGAGGUAAAUUCCAUUCAUGUCUACCUUCAUUGUUGAUUAGAGCAACUUUUUUUUUCCCUUGUUAAAAUGAUUUGUAAUACUUUGGCCUUUGCUUUUUGAGGCUUUCUAUGCCCAUAAAUUUUCCCCCACUGCUGUUUGGGUGGAGAAGUUUCCUGAGCUACUAUUAUGCAAACGGUAUACACCUUUCUUUUCUACUGUUUGUUUAUGCAUCA